Messenger RNA from Orycteropus afer afer, 1482 nucleotides. RefSeq names its product cholesteryl ester transfer protein (gene CETP). Gene Ontology annotation, molecular function: phosphatidylcholine binding; triglyceride binding; cholesterol transfer activity. Gene Ontology annotation, biological process: triglyceride metabolic process; phosphatidylcholine metabolic process; cholesterol metabolic process. The record is from RefSeq and is a predicted model, not a curated record. The coding region runs from base 1 to 1482 and encodes 493 amino acids. Gene Ontology annotation, cellular component: high-density lipoprotein particle. The transcript has 16 exons. NCBI's taxonomy places the organism in Eukaryota, Metazoa, Chordata, Mammalia, Tubulidentata, Orycteropodidae.
AUGCUCGCUGCCACUCUGCUGGUCCUGGCCCUGCUGGGAGGUGCCCAUGCCCACCCCAAAGUCACCGCCUAUGAGGCCGGCAUCGUGUGCCGUAUUACCAAGCCUGCCACCCUGGUGUUGAACCAGGAGACCACGAAGGUGAUCCAGACAGCCUUCCAGCGAGCCAGCUACCCAGACAUCAAGGGCGAGAAGGCCAUGAUGUUCCUUGGCCAAGUCAAGUAUGGUCUGCACAACAUCCAGAUCAGCAACCUGUCCAUCGCCAGCAGCCAGGUUGAGCUGAUCGAAGACAAGUCCAUUGACAUCUCCAUCCAGAAUGUGUCUGUGAUCUUUAAGGGGACCCUGAACUACGGCUACACCGGUGCCUGGGGAUUGGGCAUUGAUCAGUUUGUGGACUUUGAGAUCAACUCCGCCAUUGACCUCCAAAUCAACACGAAGCUGACCUGCGACUCUGGCCGCGUGCAGGCCAAUACCCAUGACUGCUCCCUGUCUUUCCACAAGCUGCUCCUGAAUCUCCACGGGGAGCGCGAGCCCGGGUGGAUCAAGCAACUGUUCACAAACUUCAUCUCCUUCACCCUGAAGCUGGUCCUGAAAGGACAGGUCUGCAAAGAGAUCAAUGUCAUUGCAAACAUCAUGGCCGAUUUUGUCCAGAGAAGGGCUGCUGACUUCCUCUCGGACAGAGACACUGAGGUGGACAUUUCCCUGACAGGAUCACCUGUCAUCAAAGGCACCUACCUGGAGUCUCAUCACAAGGGUCAUGUCAUCUAUAAAAAUGUCUCCGAGGACCUCUCCCUCCCCACCUUCUCACCCAGCCUUCUGGGGGACACCCACAUGCUGUAUUUCUGGUUCUCUGAGCAAGUUCUUGACUCCUUGGCCAAGGCAAUCUUCCAGGAGGGCCGUCUCGUGCUCAGCCUGACAGGGGAUGAGUUCAAGACCAUGCUGGAGACCCAAGGCCUCAACAUCAGCCAGGAUAUCUUUCAGGAGCUUUUUGGUGGCUUCCCCACCAGCCAGGUCCAAGUAACCACCCAGUGCCUCAAGAUGCCCAAGAUCACCUGCCAAAAUCAGGGCGUCGUGGUCAGUUCUUCCGUGAUGGUGAAAUUUCUCAUCCCACAUCCAGACAGGCAACCGUUUGUGGCUUACACUUUUGAAGAGCACAUCACCACCAUUGUCCAGGCCUCCUAUUCCAAGAAGAAGCUCUUCCUAAGCAUCCUGGAUUUCCAAAUUGAACCGAAGACUGUUUUCAACUUGACUGAGAGCUCCGAGUCUGUCCAGAGCUUCCUGAGGGAGAUGGUCACCACAGUGGGCAUCCCGGAAGUCACAUCUCGACUGGAGGUGGCACUUACAGCCUUCAUGAAUAGCAAAGGCCUGGACCUCUUUGAAAUCAUCAACCCUGAGAUUAUCACCCGGGAUGGAUACCUGCUGCUUCAGAUGGACUUUGGCUUCCCUGAGCACCUGCUGGUGGACUUCCUCCAGCGCCUGACCUAG